Cephus cinctus (wheat stem sawfly) is the source of this 10474-nucleotide messenger RNA. It is a transcript of the gene Hipk, whose product is annotated as homeodomain-interacting protein kinase 2. NCBI's taxonomy places the organism in Eukaryota, Metazoa, Arthropoda, Insecta, Hymenoptera, Cephidae. Gene Ontology annotation, molecular function: protein serine/threonine kinase activity; ATP binding; protein tyrosine kinase activity. The record is from RefSeq and is a predicted model, not a curated record. Gene Ontology annotation, biological process: peptidyl-threonine phosphorylation; peptidyl-serine phosphorylation. Gene Ontology annotation, cellular component: nucleus; cytoplasm. Bases 712 to 4776 code for a protein of 1354 amino acids. The transcript is spliced from 18 exons.
CAGACGAGCAGAGCCGAGGGCGUCCGAACGUAUCCGAGACGCAGUCGAGUUGGAGUGAUUCCUCGAUGGUGGACGUGCGUGGUGUGGCGAGUCAGCCAGAGCGCAAAGAAAUGAAAGCUUGGUGUUGGAUGAAAUAGCGUGACUCGCCCGGUGGUUAAACUGUGCUCGGUAAAGAAAGGAAAAUAGAGGAUCUGCUGUUGGUGGGUGAGGUGCACGUAUCGGAUCGGGUUAAAACGUGGAUAAGUGCGAAGGUAGAGCAUGAGUGUGGUGCGUGUGCGGGAAGUGAUCGGAAAGUGGCGAAAACUGUGAUCCAGCGGAAACGAAAAAGGCCGCUAAGGUGGCGGCUUUGCUGGCGACAAAGAAGAAGACGAAGGCGGAAAAGUACAGCGCUGGAACUAAGAGCGCACGUCGUCGACAUUCUUCGUACGCCAAAGGUGUCCGUUCUCUCUGCAGGAUACGGAACACCGUAAACCACAAGAUGGCUGGAACUCGGACUUGCUGAAAGGCCUGACAUCGUGCGCUGUUACAACGGGUACGAGGAAAGGCGUAGAGAGUUUGACGGUGCCAUCCUGAUGCUGUUGGGUGUGCUUUCCUCCGGUUGGUGGAAAUAUGACGUUAUGAUAUCAGCCCUAUACGUCGUCGUCGUCGUCGUCAACGUCGUUGUCUACGUCGUCGUCAAGAGAGAGACUGGCUAAGUAGUAGCCUGAGGGAAUGUGUGACAUGUUCAUCCAAACUCAACAAACGAGCAGCGUCAACAGCAGCAGCAGCAACAACACCGCUCACCAUCACAACAAGAAGCGCAAGUUGGAUUACAACGUCAGUCAGCCAGUUAUACAGCACGCACAGGUCCAAUCAACCACCGAUUAUCAAUUGGACAAUCCUGGUUUACAAAGAUACUCUGUGAGCGGUACCAACGCCGCUUUCACGUCGCUUCACAAUAAUGCGCUGCAGAAGAGUCCGAACCAGCAGACAUUGGUUCGCGCGUCUACGAUUAAACUCCUAGACACGUACCAACGGUGUGGGCAGAAGAGAAAAACUUGGUCGAGGGAGGGUAAUGGUGAUGGUUUGGCAGUCCACUCUGCGAAUACGACGAGCAACACAGCCGGCAGUACCAUAGUCUCCCAACAUCACGGCCAGCAACAACAACAGCAACAACAGCUGCAACAGCAACAACAGCAGCACAAACAGACAAGCAUGACGUCGCACAGUAAGCAAGUGGCGAACACUGGAAACGGGGGCGGUGGUAGCAACCCCCAAGGUGACGGGGAUUAUCAGCUAGUACAACACGAGGUUCUCUACUCCAUGACCAAUCAGUAUGAGGUCCUGGAGUUUCUUGGGAGAGGAACAUUCGGUCAGGUUGUCAAGUGUUGGAAAAAGGGAACAAACGAGAUCGUGGCCAUCAAAAUUCUCAAGAAUCAUCCUUCGUAUGCGCGCCAAGGUCAGAUUGAGGUCUCCAUCCUGUCGCGACUCAGUCAGGAAAACGCGGAUGAGUUCAACUUUGUGCGCGCAUAUGAGUGCUUUCAGCACAAGUCGCACACGUGUCUCGUGUUCGAGAUGCUGGAGCAGAACCUCUACGACUUUCUGAAGCAGAAUAAGUUUUCACCUCUGCCCCUCAAGUACAUCAGGCCGAUACUUCAGCAAGUGCUCACUGCACUGCUGAAACUCAAGCAAUUGGGCUUGAUACAUGCCGAUCUUAAACCGGAGAAUAUCAUGCUGGUGGAUCCGGUGCGACAGCCGUACCGCGUGAAAGUCAUCGACUUCGGCUCGGCCUCGCACGUAUCCAAGGCGGUUUGCAAUACGUAUUUGCAAUCCCGGUAUUAUCGCGCGCCCGAAAUAAUUCUCGGACUUCCGUUUUGCGAGGCCAUUGACAUGUGGUCGCUGGGUUGCGUCGUCGCGGAGCUUUUCCUCGGCUGGCCCUUGUACCCGGGUAGUUCCGAAUACGAUCAGAUACGUUACAUCAGUCAGACGCAGGGUCUGCCCACGGAGCACAUGCUGAACAAUGCCAGCAAGACGACAAAAUUCUUCUACAGAGACAUGGACAGCACGUAUCCAUUCUGGAGAUUGAAGACACCGGAAGAACACGAAGCGGAGACGGGUAUUAAAUCAAAAGAAGCGCGAAAGUACAUUUUUAACUGUCUCGACGAUAUUGGUCAAGUGAAUGUACCCACGGAUUUGGAAGGUGGUCAGCUCCUAGCUGAGAAGGCUGACAGGAGAGAGUUCAUAGACCUCCUAAAGAGGAUGCUCACCAUGGACCAGGUAGAGCGCCGCAUAACACCUGGAGAGGCAUUGAACCACGCCUUCGUCACCCUGGCACAUCUUGUUGACUAUGCGCACUGCAACAACGUUAAGGCGUCUGUCCAGAUGAUGGAGGUUUGCCGACGAGCCGGUGACUUCACAGCCAGUCCAGCUCAUCACCAGGCGCCUCCGGCGCCGCAGCCGCCGCCUCCGACGUCCUUGGUAGCGAAUUUCGUGCCUACGACGAACGGCAGCGCAGUGACCCUUACGUUCAACAACCAAUUGACCAAUCAGGUACAACGACUGGUCAGAGAACAUCGCACCGCGCAGACAGGAUAUGACAAUCUGUAUCAGAUAUACAGCAACAGCAGUCGAAGAGCAACGCAGUACAGCGGAUCCUCCAGUGGCUCGAAUAGUGGACGAAGUGGCGUUCAUGAUUUUCCACAUCAAUUGGUACCUGGUAUCCUUUGUCCUCCUCCAGCAUAUCAGACCAUGCCAAGUCCUGCUAAGCACGUAGUGGUUGCACAGCCUUCGCAGGCUCAACAAGCUCCCUUGCAAAUUCAACCUUCGAUAAUAUCUCAACAAGCUGUCGCAGCCGCGGCUGCGGCUGCUCAGCAGCAAUACGCCGCUGUUCCUGUAUCAAUGGUUGAGACUGGACGACAGAUGUUGUUAACUUAUCCCAUGGUCGGAUUGCAGAACGCCGUGCAGACAUCGUGGCCUGGCGGAAGUCGUCAAAUGGCUGCCAUAGUGCCUUCCUGGCAGCAGUUACCGCCCCAACACGCCGCAAUUCAGCAACCCUUACUUAGCGAUGCUGGCGACUGGGGCAGACCACUUAUAGUUGACAGUUCAGCUAUACUACAGGAUCAGAGGCCUGUGUUCCCCGUGACGGAAGUGUACAACACUGGUGCCCUCGUCGAACAUCCCUCUCAGAGUUGGGGCAAGCGAAGCGUCACGAAACAUCAUCAACAUCACAUGGCGAUGCCACAACAAUCACAACAUCGACAUGAGCAUAAGAAGGAGACACAACAACUCAGUCCAGUGAAAAAGCGCGUCAAGGAAAGCACACCACCCAGCAGUAUGAGACGUCAUUCACCUCCCAAUGGUCACUGGCAACAGCAGUCUACCCAGUCGCAUCAUCAUAGUGGCAAACAUGGUAGUAGUCAUAAUGGCGGCGAACAUCAGCAGGUCUCCACCGUUAGACAGCAGACUAUCACAAUACACGACACGCCGUCACCUGCCGUUUCCGUCAUCACUAUCAGCGACAGCGAGGACGAAUCCCCUGGUAAAUGCUGUGGAGACCGUCAGUGCGGAGCCUGUCAAGGUUUGGCACCUCGCCUGUCUGGCGACAGACGUCCUGUCCGUGAGGAGGUCAUCCGAAGUACUCAAUCCACACCGCGGGUCGUGCAAAGCUCCCACCAAAAUCAUUCGAGCAGUCAAGUACACGCAAACGGGCACACGAGCUCACACAGUUCCUCACAAAGGGCACAGCGCAAGAAUGUUAUUAGCUGUGUCACUGUUGGUGACAGCGACGGAGAGGCCAGUCCUGGUCGGGCUCACGCUCAUUUGUAUCAGCACCUGCCACCGCAUCCUCAGCACCAGCAAACCACACAGCACAUCAAGCACGAACCCCAGCCACAACACCACAUCAGUUCCGGUUAUUCCUCGCAGUCACAAAAGAAACGGCUGUUGGCGAAGGUGCAGUCAGAGUGCAACAUGAUAAACGUCGCGACGAAGCCAGAGCCUGGCGUCGAAUAUCUUGCGCCGCAUCCCUGUCAUGCGCCGGCUUGCAAGGAACCUCCGACCUAUCAGGAUGACGCCUAUGACAUGCAUGACUACUUCUUGCAGUAUGUGACCACUAGCAGCGCGCAUCCUCACCUUCAGGAACAACAUAUUGUCUACACAACUGGCGCGGAUAAACGCGUGUCCUGGCCUGGUAAACGCGCAGAGUAUAAGCACGAAUACGUGCAACCACCAGCUGCUCAUUCGAGAGAUCAUCAGAAGUGGGCGGUUGCGAAUCCAGUGCACCAGUACAGGCAGAGCCAGGUGGUUGGUUCGGCAGCCCAUCCGGGUCAUACCCACAGCCACCACGGGCAUCCUGCUCAUCUGAGUCCUGGGGGCGGUGGCGGGGGCAGAAGUCCAGUGGUUGGGGGUACCCAGCAUCUGGGUCAACCCCUUUACCAAGAGUAUGCCCAUGUACGCUCACGGGCCCAUCCCGUUCCACCCCCGGUCUAUGUCACGGCUGCGCCUUCACAGGCCCCGGCUGCUAUCCAGCAGCAACAAGUGCCCACCUACCAGGGAUUCACACCCGGGUGGGUACCUAGACACCUAGUAGAUGCAUGCAUCUCGUCUCCAUUAACGUUGUAUGAUUCUAGUCGCGCUCUGCCACCGCCUGCUCAUCACAGCUCAGCGCGGCCAUUAUUGGCCAGCCACGCGGCGCAUCCGCUGCCCGCGCACAUGCAGCCAACUGCGGUCUACGGUUUGGCACCACUAUCUCCUGCCAAGCACCAGUAUCAACCAUCCGGUUUGUGGUUUACCGAGUAAAUUGACAAGUCGUACCAAUUAUACAUAAUCCAUACACUAUAGAUAUAUUUAAGAAGGUAACAAGAGAAACAAAAAGCUGAACCUCCGUAUAACGUUCCUGCUGAUCAAACGUAUUCACUGGCACAUCAGUCAAAUCGAGGAGAUCAAGAUAUAUACAAAUUAGUGUCUCUUCACGAACACGCAAACCCAUCUAACGUGUCUCCUGCUAUGCAGCGAGAAAUCUUGACUCGCGUCGUGAAAAGGAGCUCAACGCUUAAUUGUCCUUGAAAACAUGGAAAAGUCGACAAUCCGUCCCGUGCAGCUUUUUAAACUGUUUUCUGGAACUGCGUGGCUGCCUCGCUUUCUUCUUAAAUGACUGCCCGUGUUAAGAUCAUUACUAUCAGUCGUCAUAUUGACAAUACCACGUCUGAACACUCGCUUUCAACACUUGUAUAUUACCUCAGCGUGCAAUUGGGCUUUGAUAUCGGAAUCGGUUACUAAAUGGUUCCUUACUCCGUUGUCGGAUUAAUUCAUUACUUUAUAUGGAAUUACGACUAAUGAUUACGUCUAUGGCUCUUUCUCGAUUUGACAUGACUUUCGUGCAAGGAACGUUAUGUUAAAUUUGUGUAUGAAUAAGCACAAGUGGAUUGGGGGUAUUUUUAAAUGAAAAGAAAAUAAUGCGAAGGAGGUAUAAUUGCGUACGGUACGACUAAGACGUGUAAGCGGAAGUUAAGAAAAGUGGUCCUUGGACAAUGUAUUCGACGAAAUUCGAAAAUUCAGCGGGCGAUUAACGUACAAAAAUUGUAAAUAGUAAUUGUUUGUCAUUGAUGAUAAAUCCACUGUGUUAUGGCGCUCGAUGAGUUUUCGGCUCCUGUCGAAUGGACGAAUAAUCAAUAAUCAAGACCCAAAUUAACGUGGCCAAGCGGUUGCCUUUCGCGAGUGGGCCCGACACUCGUCUUUUCGCAUUAAAUUAUAGGAAAGGCACACGAGAAAUAAUUAAGAGUGGAAAAUAAGUUUAAGAGUAUACAAAGAUUAAAAAAAAAUAGAGGCCACACCGCGUUGUCGAUGCUGACAAAUGUGUGUUUGCUGAAUGAAGCAAAAUGCAAAAUUUAUACACUAACACACAAACACAUGCACACUGAGGAAUAAAACGUCGCGACGUUCUUACCCUCGUUAUCCUAUAUUGACGGAGAAAAUCUUGCAUUUCUUCAUAUGAUACAUCAUCGCGUAUCAUGCAACGCUAUUUUAAUGCUCAUUUAUCUUAAAUCCUUAGACGAUUAAUCAAUUGUGUUUAUUUUCUGUCAGUCCCUAAAGGAAACAAAACAAAACGAAGGACGGAUAUAAAAAAUCGCCAGAAUCCACGUUGAUCGGCAAUAAGUCGCGCUGUAACCUUUUUUUUUUAAUUUAAACAUUGUACUCCUGCAUCCGUUCUGGUGUAAUAUAUAAACUUGUAGAGACGAUAUGUGGAAGAAAUACAGGGGUGGGGGAAAGGGGGGGGGAAAGAAGAAUUAAGAAAGCGUGACUCAUUGACGCAUCAACGCGAUCAGUAAGGGUGGUUCUUUUUCGUCAUAUAAUUAUCUAUAUUUUGUCCUAGGGAUUUAACCAAAUAUACAACACUGCGCAUGCGCCACUAAAUAUAAUGUCCCGUACACUCAUGAAUACACACUAUACACUAUUUGAGGGAUUGCGUUUAGGUGGGUUUUAACCUUUUUCCUUUGGUUAGGGUUAUUCAGGUUUAUCGUAGCUUUAGGGGUGCGGAUUUCCCCUCGCCGCCGUCGUUGUACAAAAUGUAUGUAAAUUUGCAGAUUAUAUAUUAUAACGUAGGAUCGAUAUCGCACUUGUGUGUUGGCACGGACCCGUUGUGAUCUUCUGCGUUGACGAGGGCUAACUCGCCCCUUGUUCCUUGAAUGAUACGAGGCGCGUAAAUAGGUUGAUAAACAAUUACGGAGGAGAUUGGUUCGAUAAUCUCCGUAUAGUUCACAAGGUGUACGAAUGAGGGUGUCUUUUUCAUAGUCUCACUAUUUAUUACUACAUUGCUACUACUCUUAUCGUUACUAUUGAUUACUGUCUUUGUGAAAUCGCUAAACGUUAUUGCCUGCCCCACGUGUCUCAUGCCACUAUGAUAAUUAUUAUUGUCAUUAUCAUCACUGUGUAUUGCAUGGAGGCAACGUAACGAUAGGUUCUCGAGGGGAUUGAAGAAAGAUAGACCAAAAAUGAUAGGGUCGCGUGCGCAAAGUUGAUUAAGAGGACAACUAAUGGAAUUACGUAAAAUCACUGGUUUUAUAUAGAAAAUGUGACCCGUCGGUAUAUCGAUUCCAAACUUGUUUUUUUUUUUCCAAUGCCGUACAUAAUGUAUCUUUUUAAGUUCGGUGCGCACGUGAGUUCCCAAUCAGCCGUGACGUAUUGGGUCCUUAGUUACGAAAAUGUAUAAGAUCAGGUACAUUUUAGAAACAAAGAAUUGUACAUAUUUUUCAAUUGGAAACGAACGAACGUAUCCAUCGUGAGUCUUUGAAGAGUGUAUAGAUUCAUAUAUAAUAGUUUGUUUCCCCAUCGCGUAAGGAUGAUUUGUCUUGUGUAUAAUUUCAAUGACCACGUUGUCCUUAUUCUUUUCUUUUUUUGUACAUAUAACAAUAAUGUAUUCUAAUACAAUCGACGGAUUCCUAGUGAUUUCCGUUACCGUUUUCGUUUUCAUUAAGUCGAAUCGCGUUUCUUCCGUCGAGCCAAAACAAAUCAUUGAAUCGUUAAAUCCGGACGCUUUCGUCACUGUAUUCUUCACCGUGGGAAUCGACACGACUGAUUCGGAACUCCAUGAUAUUUUUGUCGCGUGUCAAGUAAAAUUGUGCGCCGAUUCGUCAAAGUAGUUAAUUUAAUAUUUGUACAUAUAACUUAGUAAGAUAAUCCCACGAAAUCCUACGCGGUUGGUUGCCCAAUUCUGCGACUUCUCAUCUAUUUCUCUUCCGCUUGAAGUUUUUGCCGUCGUCGUGGAAAAUUUUUUUAAGCGUCGACAUUUUCUUUUUUCUUUUCUUUUUUUAACAGAAUGACGCUUAGGCAUUGUUUGCUGAAUAUUCGUGACAUGUAUAUAUAAUUACAAAUAGAUGAAAAAAUAUAUAUAUAUUAAUAAAUAUAUAGAUAUAUUAUUCGGACGAGAUUGAUAUGAGCACGUUGAUUGGAGUGACAAUGCCAGUCCGAAAUAUUAACUCUAAUGUACAUACGUAAUAUAGGAUAUAUAUGUAUAGUAAUACGAUAUAUAGAUAUCGUCCAGUUUUAGAUGCGUUACGUGCAUUACACGAGGGUGGUUUUCUGUGGGAUAAGAAAGAUUUCGAAAAAGAAACUCUGUGCGAAGAUAAACUAGGAAAUCGGCCGCGAAAUUUCAAUUAUUAUUGUAUUUGAGGUUCUAAAGCGUUUUAAGGAGGAAGCCUAUGAGAAUUUUCCGUUUCGUGUGAUCGUUUUUUUUUCCUUUCUUUUAUUCUUAUGGAAAAACCAAUAAUUCUCGUGUCCACGCGGUUCUCUGACGUUUUCGUCGUCGAGCGAUUCUCCGUUUUUUUUUUAUCUUCAUAGAAUUCGCGGCCUUCCUUUAUAUCAAUUUGGAUAAAGUGGAGUGCUCGUCGGUCAUAAUCUAUGGGAUUGCGAACGAUCGUGUUUAUUAUGUCGUACGGAAAUAUAUAACUAAGUCGAUGUGCCUGUUUAACAAUUAAUUGUAUAUUAUAUUAUUGCUAGGCUGUAAGUUAACCGAAACUAAAUUUUCAAGUCGUAAUUGUUCGUAGGGAGGUGUGACGUAGUUUUAGGUUCGCGUUUCGAUAACAAUUAUUAAUAACGUAAGGUGUUACAGUCAUCGUAAUUGUUACGUGUGUCGUCGAAAUUUAUUAUCAAAAUUAAGUAAUUUAAUUGCCAGAGGUAUCGGUAACGCUACCGAAGGAGCGAAUGGGUCACAAAUAUUCGUACACGACACAUUGGUAUCCAUAAAGAUCGGAAUUACGUUGUGACAGGGCUCGAAAUCAUCUUGACCCAUUAAGUGUAUACAUGGCAAAUCCCAUUAAUGGAAAGUAAAAAAAAAUCAUUAAGCACACGCUCAUAUGCUUCCACGUAUAUCUGUAGUGUCCAUUACGGUUGCGGUGCGAACGAGAUACUUUUUUUUCCUCCUUUUGGGGUAAUUCUCGUUUUUCACUUGUCAAGUCAUAUCCUUAGGUUUCCACUCUUUCACAUAUGUCGUUUAAUCGUACUCGGGUAUGUACACUAUACGCAUAUGUGUACGCACGUCGUACACACGUGACAAUGAGAAACAGGCUUGAGAGAGGGAAUUUAAAAAAUCGUCAUACGCAAAAUUAUACAAGAUACCAGAUACGUCAUAUACACUGAUACACUAUAUUUAUCAUAGUCGUGGCUUUUCUUUUUAUUUCUUUAACGUUAUUACUUUGCACCAUAUACUUCGUUACAACUGCGAUGGCGGUUUCUUAAGCAAAUUUCAUUGGUACGUCUAAGGUAGCUUUCCUCGUUGGACCAUCCUUUUAUUUUAAUGUCGUACGUUGUAGAAUUUGGAAAAGGAAAUAAUAUUACGUAACACGAACAUAACUGGCUUGGGGAUCAUAGUAUGUUUAUUUCUUGUCAGAAAUUCAUAAGCAAGCACGUCGUUGGCUCUUUUCGAACGGACGUGUUCCUCGUGAUUUCAUUAUAUCCUUUAGGGUCACUCAGAGUCACUGAUACGUUACGUAUAUGAAUAUACUACAUAUGUUAUCGUUUAAUAAUUGACGUUUACGAUCUAACGUGACACACCAGAAAGCGACUAUCUAAUUACAAGUAACAGCUAACUAAGUUCUGUAGUUUGAUAAUGGAUAACGGGUAUGAUUAAAAAAAAAAAAAACCCAGCAAAGUAACGUAAAUGUAUCGAUGGUUCUAGUUGUGAUAUUUUACUAAUGUAAUAACGAUAAUUAGUGUAAUUAGUGCUGAGGCUCGCGAUCAGCAAUUAAUAACUUUAAUCGCGUUAGGUCUAUACAAGAUGGUGAAGUUUUUGGGCGCAUGGGGGAUAUAUAAUAUAGUAUAACAUAAUUCAACAACUGAUAUAAUACGUGAAUUUCGUAAUAUUAUUGUAUCAUAUUAUUAUAUUAUAUAUCGCGUUGUAUGUCAAUGCGUCCUGGCGCAAAGCUCUUCACUUUUUAUACACGUAGCUUGCUCACUGAAAAAGAAAGAAUAUAUAUAUAUAUAUACAUAUAUAUGUUCUGUGUCCCGUGUACACGAGUGGAGAUUAUUUUUAAUCAUUUUCAAAAUUUGUACAUAGUUCUCUUAUCGUAUCUGGGGGAUAUUUGUUAGGUAUAUAGGUGUAGUGCCUAAAAUGUCGACGGGAUUGUGUCAAAUUUUGGCUGAGAAUAGAAAAGACGAUUUGGAAAGAGGGUGUUGUAAAAUGAAAAGAAAAAAAAAAAAGAAAAAAAAGGAUAAACUAGGCAGAUCUGAGGGUAAAGUUUAUCGUCGUGAUAAGGUCGGCGAACUUAUGUUGUAACGUAACUCUGUUUUAUCAACGAAUGCGACGAGUAAUUGUGCUAAAAGAAAUUUUCAGGCAUCGUGUGAUUUUGCACUGGAGAUAGAGAUUUCGUGUCGGACAAAGUUUGCGAUAACUACGUAACUUCAAAACCGAUAAGGAGGUCGCGUACGAUUAUUGUAGUAAAGUGUGUGGAUCUUGGUGUGGGAUUUUUUUGUUAAUUAAAGAUGGCCGAAAAUAUAUUGUCUA